This is a messenger RNA of Hibiscus syriacus, 1936 nucleotides long. Its product is annotated as auxin-responsive protein IAA16-like. Gene Ontology annotation, biological process: regulation of DNA-templated transcription. The transcript has 5 exons. Gene Ontology annotation, cellular component: nucleus. The record is from RefSeq and is a predicted model, not a curated record. NCBI's taxonomy places the organism in Eukaryota, Viridiplantae, Streptophyta, Magnoliopsida, Malvales, Malvaceae. Gene Ontology annotation, molecular function: protein binding. Bases 634 to 1524 code for a protein of 296 amino acids.
GUUGUAUCAGCUUAAUACCGCAGAGGAGAAUGCAUUAGAGGAUAUGUAUUUAAUCAAAUAUACAAAUGUAUGCUGUCCUUACCAUGAAUAAAUUCCAUCUGCCUAAAAGCCCAGGAUAAGGCAUCAUAAGAGUCUAGGCUAGCAUUAGGUUCUUGAAUCUUGACAAAACAGAAGAAACAACAACGUUGUCUUGUCUAGGUCAUGAAUCAGUAUUAUGAGAGACUGUUCUGUUCUGUGUGUAGUUUCCUUUUUUUUCUGUCCUAAACUUAGUCUUGAGGAGGAAAAUAGGAGAGCAAACUUGACAGAAUAUAAAAGAGCUUGCCAUAUAUCACCAAGUUUUGUUGCCGUGUAUUGCCUUUUCCAUGAAAAGGCAUCAAAAUUCAUAUGCUGGUGAAGCACUUAGCUUUUCUGGGUUGUUUUUGGUUAGCCUCUAGGUACACUCAAAUAGGCUUCUCUAAUCCUACAAACUGUUUUCAGUACUUUGUUUUUCCUGCAGUUCUCUUAUGACAGGCUUAUCAAAUAGCCUCUAGCUUCUCUUAUGAAUUCCAAGCAGUAGAAGUAGUGAUUUUUCCUGCAGUUUGCAUAUACAUAGAAGUAGAAACAGCUAGGAUUAUCUUUCACAUUUCCCUUGUUAUGGCAUCUGAUAAGACGGAGGAGUAUCCUCAGCUUCUGACUCUAAAUACUAUGAACAAAGAAUGGCUAGUAAAUCAUGAAGUCUCAGAGGAGACGAAGUUGGAGCUGAGGCUUGGUCCUCCAGGGGAAGUCCAUGGCUACAACAGCAAUACAAUUCAUGGAACAAAGAGAGCUUUCCAUCACACAACAGCUAAGACAAGAAUAGGAGAGAAAGCAGGUGAUGAAGUGAAUUCUACUCCAACUCCAUGGUCCUCAGGCUUUACAAUAUAUUCUGGUUUUCAGAAAGACGCCAAGACGGAGCCACAACAUUCAAAAGCUUCAUUUUUCCAAAACAUACCAGUCUCCAAGAAGUUUGCUGGCAUGGCUGAGGACUUUAAACAGCCAAGUAGCUCUAAGAUGACACUGGGAGAGGUUCAGUUUUCUGAUAGGAAAGCACGUUGUACUCUUUCUACUGCUGAUCCAGACGCCUCGACGAACAAUACCUCAAAUAAAAGCUCUUCUUGCAGCCUCAAAAUGAGCAGAAUUGCAUAUUCCCCAGUUGUUGGGUGGCCUCCGGUUCGAUCAUUCCGGAAAAAUCUUGCAAGCAACAGCUUGUCGAAGCCAGCUUCUGAAACGUCAAAUGACAAGACGGACACCGGAGUCAAACCAGAAAAUCACAAAACUCAGUUGUUUGUAAAGAUCAACAUGGAAGGAAUCCCUAUCGGGAGGAAAAUAAAUCUCAGUGCCUAUAACAGUUAUGAGGAACUCUCACUUGCUAUAGAUGAACUGUUCAGUGGUUUGCUUGCAGCUCAAAGAGAUCCAUCUGCCACCCAAAGCGAAAGCAGGAUCAAGGAAUUAGCCAAAGCAGGGGCAGGUUCAUUAGCUGGAAAUGGGGAAUAUACUCUAAUUUAAGAAGAUGAUGAAGGAGACAGGGUGCUUGUUGGAGAUGUCCCAUGGAACAUGUUUGUUUCUACUGCAAAGAGGUUACAUGUAUUGAAGAGUUCUGAAAUUUCAACUCUACAAGUUUGUAGAAAUGAGAAAGAAAAGGCCCCAUUGGAUCCUGCAGUUCAUAUUUGAAGGUCACUUUAUGAGGGAGGGAGGGAGGAUUUUGUUAUAUCUUUCAGGUGGAGAAGUUCUGGUGGCAUGAAACUUCGAAUCUAUCAUUUGCAGACAUUUUCAUGGAAGUUGGCAUAUGAGCUAUGAUGUUCAUUGAAUAAGUUUGUGAAUAUGUUUUGAUGGAUUCUCUUAGAUGUAUUUCAAUUUCUAUGUUGCUUCUUUUAUUCUGUACUUUCAGAGGUCAACUGGGUGUUUGGAACUUGAUGGG